Neurospora hispaniola is the source of this 1125-nucleotide messenger RNA. RefSeq lists its product as uncharacterized. The coding region runs from base 1 to 1125 and encodes 374 amino acids. The transcript is spliced from 2 exons. NCBI's taxonomy places the organism in Eukaryota, Fungi, Ascomycota, Sordariomycetes, Sordariales, Sordariaceae. The record is from RefSeq and is a predicted model, not a curated record.
AUGGACCAACCAGCAACCCAUAACUCGCCGAGGACAUGGCUCAUAACGUCUGCGCUCACGCCACUCGCUAUCCGGCUGAUACGUCAGCUCCUGGCGCACGGCGACUACAUAGUCGCCUGCCUACCACCACAGGAGAUUGAGCACGAAGACCGCAGUGCCGAAUUCCGUGAGCUCAUCAACGAAUGUAAGAGCAACCGCAAAGAUCGUGAGGGAUGGAAGGACCGGAUCCGCCCCAUCCGGUGUGAUAGCCGCGUCAUGGGCCAGUGCGGCGCUGCCGUCGCCGAAGCCGUCCAAAUAUUCGGGAGGAUUGACAUUAUGCUGUGUUGUAGAGCUGAAGCCGUUGUGGGGACGGUUGAGGAACUAUCAACCAACCCUGCGACGCAGAACCUGGUGAGGGACCAGUUCGAGACUGUCUACUUCUCGCAGGUGAACUUUAUCAAGGCUGCCUUACCGCAGCUCAGAGCGCAACACACAGGCCAUAUCAUGGUUCUGACCAGCAUUGGUGGCCACAUUGGGACACCAGGCAUGUCCUUUUACACAGCUGCCGUCUGGGCACUCGAGGGCUUCUGUGACUCGCUUGCAUAUGAGAUUGCGCCCUUCAACAUCAAGAUGACGAUUGUGCAGCCCAAUAAGGAAAUCCUAAGCCUAACCAACAAGCUCAUAUUCUCGCCGCCACUACCCCAGUACGAGGCCGACCUGAAUCCGGCUCCAAAUAUUCGGGAUGUCCUGUCCACCGUCCUGAACUCGAACCCGGACACGUACAUUGAGCAAAGCGAAGACGAGAUACAGUUCCGCUACCCGAAACUUCCGCCCGCCACCUUGGACAAGCUGGUCAUGGAGACGGUGCAUGCCUUGACAGCCAUUGGCGGACACGAGAACCCGCCGGCAAGGCAUAUCGUUGGGUUCGAAGGUGCGAUUGCCGUCAAAGAAAAGCUCAAGACGGUGACGGAGGAGCUGGAAGACUUUGUUGAAGUCAGUCUGGCCGUGGACAUCUUUGACAGCGAGCUCACAGCCGAGGCAAGGAAGGGUAGGUCAGAAAUGGAGGAUACACAAGGCAUGGGAGUGGGAGAGAUUCCAUCGAGUGCGGGAAUGGGUGGCUUUCCUGGUAUGGGACCAAUGUCAUGA